UCUUUUCUCCUUAUAGGCUUAAAACAUAUGAUUGAUUCUUCUUGAGUAGCAAUACAUAAUUUAUUAAGCACUUUCUAUUAUUCUCGAAAAAUAUUAAUAACGAAAGCGGAGUUGGAUUUACAUUAUUAUUAUAGUUUAUUUGGAUGAAGCUGGUUGUGAAAAAUGAUUCAGAUUCUGGUAGUAUGUUUACUUGUAUCAGGUAGCAUAGACCAAUCACUAGCACUCAUACCUCUAAAGCUGGGUCCAAGGAUCAUAGGAGGACAUGACACUAAAAUAGAGAAUCAUCCUCACCAAGUAGGACUGAUAGUCGAUGGCAGUUUUAACUGUGGAGCCUCCAUAAUCUCUCCCACUUGGCUUCUAACUGCCGCACAUUGUCUCUACGGAAUAGAAGUUAAUCAAAUCACAGUAUUCGCAAACUCAACUCUAAUCAAUUCAGGGGUAAUGGCAUCCGUAAAUAAAACAAUUUCUCAUGAGAUAUUCAAAUAUCCUUUGGAGGACUAUGACAUUGCUCUCAUACAACUGUCUGAGCCACUGGAAUGUGUUAACUGCAAACCAAUUGAGCUGGAUACCAUUGGUGCAAAACUAAACGACAAUGCUACAAUAACUGGAUGGGGAAAAAUUCGGGAGAUUGAUAUAGAAGCUCAUGACAUCCUACAAGAAGCCAAAGUACGCGUCCUGAACCAAACGAGCUGUGCAGAAUGGUACCUGGAGAGGUACAAGUACGUAACAGAGAGGAUGUUUUGCGCAGGUUACCCAGAAGGAGGCAUAGAUGCAUGCGGGGGAGAUUCUGGAGGUCCAAUCGUGGUAGGUGGAAAGCUUACGGGAGUGACAGCUUGGGGCUUAGGAUGUGCAGAGCCAAACUUGCCUGGAGUGUACUCCAAAGUCUCGGCUUACCUGGAUUGGAUCAAGAAACAUAGUGGAAUUGGCCAUUGACAAUAAAUUGUGAACGAUGAAUGACUUUUAUUCCUACCCAUUCAGUGCUGAUAGAUGUGUUCCAGAAAAUGAAGAGUUGAGAAAAAUCGUAUUAUUAACAUUUUAAAAUCGAUAACAUGCAAUUAUAUUGAAUCCUGUAAUUCUUCUGACAUGUUCUUAGAUGCUGUGUAGAACCAUGAAGUAUCAAAAUAAAUAAACGAU
Messenger RNA from Acanthoscelides obtectus, 1134 nucleotides. The record is from the annotation of a GenBank genome assembly. NCBI's taxonomy places the organism in Eukaryota, Metazoa, Arthropoda, Insecta, Coleoptera, Chrysomelidae.